Messenger RNA from Pipistrellus nathusii (Nathusius's pipistrelle), 1269 nucleotides. The record is from the annotation of a GenBank genome assembly. NCBI's taxonomy places the organism in Eukaryota, Metazoa, Chordata, Mammalia, Chiroptera, Vespertilionidae.
AUGGUGAGCCAGAGUCAUCCUGAGGCCCUGGCAGCCCCGCUUGUCACCACUGUUUCGACUGUUACACCAAACAAUGCCACCGAGCCAGCCAGCCCCGGAGAAGGAAAGGAAAAUGCCUUUUCUAAGCUGAAGGAGAAGUUCAUGAAUGAGUUACAUAAAAUUCCACUGCCACCAUGGGCCUUAAUUGCCAUAGCCAUAGUCGUGGUCCUUUUAGUCCUGACCUGCUGCUUUUGUAUCUGUAAGAAAUGUUUGUUCAAAAAGAAAAACAAGAAGAAGGGAAAGGAAAAGGGAGGAAAGAAUGCCAUUAACAUGAAAGAUGUGAAAGACUUAGGGAAGACCAUGAAAGAUCAGGCCCUUAAGGAUGAUGAUGCUGAAACCGGAUUGACUGAUGGGGAAGAAAAGGAAGAACCCAAAGAAGAUGAGAAAUUGGGAAAACUUCAAUACUCCUUGGAUUACGAUUUCCAGAAUAACCAGCUGCUGGUGGGGAUCAUCCAGGCUGCCGAGCUGCCCGCCUUGGACAUGGGCGGCACCUCUGACCCGUACGUGAAAGUGUUUCUGCUGCCCGACAAAAAGAAGAAAUUUGAAACGAAAGUCCACCGAAAGACCCUCAAUCCUGUCUUCAAUGAGCAGUUUACUUUCAAGGUGCCGUAUUCGGAAUUGGGAGGCAAAACCCUCGUGAUGGCUGUGUACGAUUUUGAUCGUUUCUCCAAGCAUGACAUCAUCGGGGAAUUUAAAGUCCCCAUGAACACAGUGGAUUUCGGUCAUGUAACUGAGGAAUGGCGUGAUCUGCAGAGUGCUGAGAAGGAAGAGCAAGAGAAACUGGGUGAUAUCUGCUUCUCCCUUCGCUAUGUACCCACUGCUGGCAAACUGACUGUUGUCAUCCUGGAGGCAAAGAACCUGAAGAAGAUGGACGUGGGUGGCUUAUCUGAUCCUUAUGUGAAGAUUCAUCUGAUGCAGAAUGGCAAGAGGCUGAAGAAGAAGAAGACAACAAUUAAAAAGAAUACACUCAAUCCCUACUACAAUGAGUCAUUCAGCUUUGAAGUACCCUUUGAGCAAAUCCAGAAAGUGCAAGUGGUGGUCACUGUGUUGGACUAUGACAAGAUUGGCAAGAACGAUGCCAUCGGCAAAGUCUUUGUGGGCUACAACAGCACCGGGGCUGAAUUGCGACAUUGGUCAGAUAUGCUGGCCAACCCCAGGCGACCCAUUGCCCAAUGGCACACCCUACAGGUAGAGGAGGAAGUUGACGCCAUGCUGGCCAUCAAGAAGUAA